AUGGUGCAAGAUCCUCGCGAGACUCAAUUGGACCUGGCAUCCGCCAACCGCGUGGCCAUCUUCUACGAGAACGGCGGGCCGGAAAAGAUCUCCAUCAAGGAGCUGGAUAAUGUCAAGCAGUCCGACCUGAGCCCGGGCGAAGUGCUGGUCAGAAUCUUGUUCACGGGAGUCUGCCAUUCAGACCUGCAUGCACUGCAAGGUGACUGGCCAGCCCCGACCAAGCUGCCGCUGAUCGGCGGCCACGAGGGCGCUGGAGUCGUCGUAGCCGUCGGCCCUGGGUCGGAAGACUACGUGCAAGUUGGCGACAGGGUAGGCAUCAAGUGGAUUGCCGAUGCCUGUCUCAACUGUGAAUACUGCCGACUGUCGCACGAGAUCAAUUGCCCGCAGUACAAGCCCAGCGGAUAUGCGGUCGACGGAACGUUCCAGCAAUACGUCCGACACACAGCGCGCUACCUGACCAAGAUUCCGGACGACGUCGCGCUCGACCAAGCCGCUUCGAUCCUCUGCGCUGGCGUGACCAUCUAUCGCGCGCUCAAGGAGGCGCAUCUUCAGCCCGGCAACUGGGUCGUCAUCCCCGGUUCGGGCGGCGGAUUGGGUCAUCUAGGCGUGCAGUAUGCUCAGAAUGCUGGCCUUCGGGUCAUCGGUAUUGACACAGGAGAAGAUAAGAAGAAGAUGAGUCUCGAGCUCGGGUGUGAAGUCUUCGUCGACUUCAAAUCGACCUCGGACGUGGCGACCACCAUCAAGAAAGCGACGGGGGGCAUCGGUGCGCACGCCGCCGUUGUAGCCGCCGCCAGUGCCGCCGCCUACGAGCUUGCGCUGGACUACAUCCGUCCGCGCGGAACACUCGUGAUCGUCGGCAUGCCCAACUCGAUCCUGCCGCUGUCGAUCUUCAAGACGGUGCUGUGCACGCACAAGAUCGUCGGUUCGGCGGUGGGCAAUCGUCAAGAUGCACACGAGGCGCUCGAGAUCGCUUCGCGGGGCAAAGUCAAGGUGCACUACACGCUCAAGGGGUUGAGCGACCUGCCCAACGUGUUCGAGGACAUGAUCAAUGGAAGGAUCGCUGGAAGGAUCGUGUUGGAUGUCGACAAGUGA
Messenger RNA from Kalmanozyma brasiliensis GHG001, 1092 nucleotides. RefSeq names its product Alcohol dehydrogenase GroES-like protein. Gene Ontology annotation, molecular function: zinc ion binding; oxidoreductase activity. The transcript has 4 exons. Bases 1 to 1092 code for a protein of 363 amino acids. The record is from RefSeq and is a predicted model, not a curated record. NCBI's taxonomy places the organism in Eukaryota, Fungi, Basidiomycota, Ustilaginomycetes, Ustilaginales.